This is a messenger RNA of Dentiscutata erythropus, 486 nucleotides long. The record is from the annotation of a GenBank genome assembly. Lineage: Eukaryota; Fungi; Glomeromycota; Glomeromycetes; Diversisporales; Gigasporaceae.
AUGAGAAUUUUAGAUUUUAAUGUAUUAUCUAUACAUAUAGAGAUUGAGGUUUUUAAAUUUCCUUCACCGUGCGUUGAGGAUCACAAGCAAUUACGAAUCGAUUUCAAAUUUUUUACUUCUGAAGAAAAUAUGAUCAAAAUACCCAGGAGCGACGCAUGUCUUGGAAUGAAAGAAAAUUUAAUGUCACUUAAAGAACUUGUUUCUAAAAAGAGCGAUGAUGAGAGUGCAUUUAAUGAUGAUAAUAUCAUUAACAUUUUCAAAAAAAAAUUUAAUAAAGUUGAUCAAGAGAGUAAGAGUAAUAAAGUUGAUCAAGAGAGUAAGAGUAAUGAGGUUGAUCAAGAGAGCACAAAUAAUAUAGUGUAUAAAACGGCGAAUAAUAAUAACCUGGAAAUGUUGGUUGGAAGCACUGAGAGAACAGAAAGGGUGCUUUCUUUGGAUACAGAAUCUUCAACUAGUCAAGGUCAAGGAUAUCCAAUCAAUAUAUAA